This is a messenger RNA of Cololabis saira (Pacific saury), 2869 nucleotides long. It is a transcript of the gene grb14, whose product is annotated as growth factor receptor-bound protein 14. The transcript has 14 exons. Gene Ontology annotation, cellular component: cytoplasm; plasma membrane. NCBI's taxonomy places the organism in Eukaryota, Metazoa, Chordata, Actinopteri, Beloniformes, Belonidae. The record is from RefSeq and is a predicted model, not a curated record. Gene Ontology annotation, biological process: insulin receptor signaling pathway; negative regulation of insulin receptor signaling pathway. The coding region runs from base 157 to 1752 and encodes 531 amino acids.
AGAGAGAGAGGGAGAGAGUGUGUGUGCUCUCUGCUGUGCUGUGAGUAGAGGAGCUUCGCCAGCCAGCCUUCUCCAACUCUCCUCUGCACACGCUCCACUCCAACAGCUCGCCUCUCCUGCCUGCUCCAGAUGAUGUCUUGGAUUUAGCCGCCCCACAUGACUGAUAUGAAUAGGACGCUGGACAAAAUAAACACUUCUGGAAGCUUCAGACAGAAACCAGAGAUUUUUCAAAGUGACAAGAGUAAUGUGAGUGGUUUUCCCAGCCCAGCCCUCUUCCCGCUGCAGGAGCCUUUACUAACACCAAAUGCUCAGAGGACCAGAACUAAGCCCUGCAAGGGUAACAGGAGCCUUAAGGACGCAGAGGAGCCCUUAUCUUCCUCUGUUCCAAACCCCUUGCUGGAGUUCCUCCCGUCAACCCACUCCCCACUCGUCUCUGAAUGUUUAUUACCGUGGACCAAAAGUAGCGCGACUCAGGUGAUUAAAGUUUAUAGUGAAGAUAACACCAGCAAAGCCGUAGAGGUUCCCUCUGACGUCACUGCCCGGGACAUAUGCCAGCUGUUUGUCUUGAAAAAUCACUGCAUUGAUGACCACAACUGGACUCUUUUUGAACAUCUCACCCACCUAGGAAUAGAGAGAGCCAUAGAAGAUCAUGAGUCUGUUAUGGAGGUGCUAUCAGGCGGGGGGAUGGACACAGACAGCCGGCUAUACUUUAGGAAGAACUAUGCUAAAUAUGAAUUUUUCAGGAAACCUCUUGACUUUUUCCCAGAUCACAUGGUUUCCAUAUCUACUGAAACCAAUGGGAUGAUGGAUCACUCUGAUCUUAUAGAGACGUUUCUCAAAUCCAGCACUUGUCCGGAGAUCCACGGACACCUUCACGCUAAAGAGCAAAGCAGGAAGUCCUGGAAGAAGUUUUAUUUUGUCUUGCGGAGGUCUGGGCUUUAUUUAUCCAGCAAGGGGACUUCCAAGGAGCCCAGACAUCUCCAGUUCUUUGCUGAUUUCAGUGACAGCGAUGUCUACACGGUGUUGUCAGCCAAAAAACUACAUGGGGCACCUGCAGAGUUCGCUUUCUGUGUCAAGUCCACAAAGUGCAGUUCGGCUCGAGACUUGAAGCUGCUUUGUGCAGACGAUGAGCAGACCAGGACGUGCUGGAUCACAGCCAUGCGCUUGUUAAAGUUCGGAAUGCAACUUUAUCACAAUUUUAUUCAGCCACACCAGAAGCAAAAAGCCUCACCAAUGAGGAGCAUCUCCGAGAACUCACUGGUGGCCAUGGACUUCUCUGGACAAAAGACGCGGGUGAUUGAGAACCCGUCUGAGGCGCUGUCCGUGGCUGUGGAGGAAGGCCUGUCGUGGAGGAGGAAAAGCUGCCACCGUUUGAGUGGUCACGGGAGUCCCUCGGGUGCUCAAAGCUCCUCGCCAAACAUAGCGAUCCACUUGGCCCAGCCGUGGUUCCACGGUAAACUGUCUCGGGAAGAUGCUCAGCGUCUAAUCACUCAGCAGGGUCUGAUUGAUGGAGUGUUUCUUCUGAGGGACAGUCAGAGCAACCCGAAGACGUUUGUUCUCUCACUCUGCCACAUGCAGAAAAUCAAACAUUUUCAGAUCUUACCAGUGGACGAUGAAGGGCAGCUGUUCUACAGUUUGGACGAUGGUCACACGCGGUUUACUGACUUGAUCCAGUUGGUGGAGUUUUACCAGCUGAACCGAGGGGUUCUCCCAUGCAAGCUCAAGCACCACUGCACCAAGGUUGCUCUGUGAAGCGGAGACCCAAGAGACCCCAGAGGGCCCACGCGCACCUUAACUCCAGGUUCCUGUGGACUAACACUCCAAGUGUUCUUGUGCCUUGAAGAAAAAAGUUGUAUAGAAAGCAGUUUUCUUAUCGUGGGACUUGAAUCCAGCAUUAUCAUUAUGAUUAUUUCCAAUUAGUAAAAGACAACUCUUAAAAUAGACUGUUCGAGAAAUGACUGCUGGUGCUGAAAAUCAGAUGCAAGAUUACUUUUCUGCAGGGUGACGUGCCCAUAUGAGGCACUAGCUUUGUUUUGCAGAGUCUGCAUAUGACUUCCUCCACUGUGCAUUAAACUGAAAACGGCUUAUGAUUCACAACGUGAUGCCAGUGACAGAAAACCAUUUAACCAACAGGAGCAGGUAUUUAAGCUCGUAUAAGGUGUUAUACAGAUGUAUCAGUUAAGGUUCGGCACAGUGAAGGAUGGUUGAAACCUCAUGACACCUCUAGCCUGUCCCAGUUCAGUAACGUAAGCUAUCUCACUUUUAAUUGUAAUUUGAACUGUAAGUAUUCAGGUAUUUUUAGUUUCUUUUUUGAGAAAGUGAUUGUUUUUCUAGUUGAAAGAUUAAAAAAAAAAAAUAAAAAAUAUAUGACCUCUCAGGAAAAUUCAUUGCAUGGCCUGCAAAUGGACUGAGAAGAGAAAACGGACAAGAGAGCUGAAGAGAUGGAGCGCAACCUCAUCACCCGGCACUGUGCAUUCAUUUUUACAUUUAUGGUUAAAGUGCGCGUUUUGAAUUCAGGCAGGUAUUUGUGAGGUUGCUCCAGAACAAAAGCAAUGGAACAUAUUUUAUAAACUGCAACGUCUUUCACGGAGAAAUCACAAAUGCAAUGUAAACGGUUCUGAUCAUGUUUGAAUUCACUGUAUGAUGAAAUUAAGCUUUUUUAUUCUCCCAAGAUUCAGUUGCACGAGUUGCAAAAGCCUGGUUUGAUAAUUUGGUGUACGUCCCCCUCAGGUGGAUCCACACUGUGACCAGACCGUAUCAAACAUGUUUUUACUUUAUUAGCACUGUUGUAGAUAUUGAGUGUCAUUCUUUUUUUUUUUUUUUUUUAAAGCAAAUAAUGUAUUAGAUAAACAAAACGAGACAUUUCAAA